AUGGUAGGGCCGCGCGAGCUGCCCACGGGCAACGAGUCCGGCUACGCUGAACUCGUGGCCAUCACCAACAUGGAGGGGAAACUGAGGAUCCAGCCUCCCUCACUACGGGAUCACAGGCGAAAUCGCACCAUGGCUCCAGGCGCUCUUCUUGACCGGACUUUGUAUAUCGCUGAAAAAGUGGGCGGUGGUGCUGGUAGCGAAAUCUUCCGCGGGUCGAGUCACGACGAGUGCACGGCCUGGGCCCGGCUCGCGUUCAACAUCAGCUUCCUCCGCGGACAGCCUUGCUUUCAAACCGGAGCAGCAGAUCGCCUCUCGGUCACGCCCUGGCCGAGAGAACUCGGAACAGCGAAACAGACGGAACGCAAGGCGCGGGAGCUGCUGGAGAGGCUGAGUGGACAGGAUAUGCGGCUCUCAGAAGAAGUCGAUCAUUGGUCCGAGGUCAUGGCUGAUCUACCGCGCGACGGACGUGAGGAGCAGCUGACAAUACUGGUGAUGAGUGAGGUGGCCUACAUGUCGGGGUCGUUUGGCAUCAUGCUUGACGGCGCACCCAGGAGCAUCAUGGAGUGCGAGCAGCUCAUCGAUAGACUGGGGUUCAUGCGGCGCGCAGGCGGACGGCGCCGCUGA
Purpureocillium takamizusanense is the source of this 624-nucleotide messenger RNA. RefSeq lists its product as uncharacterized. The record is from RefSeq and is a predicted model, not a curated record. Bases 1 to 624 code for a protein of 207 amino acids. NCBI's taxonomy places the organism in Eukaryota, Fungi, Ascomycota, Sordariomycetes, Hypocreales, Ophiocordycipitaceae. The transcript has a single exon.